Messenger RNA from Chironomus riparius, 2163 nucleotides. NCBI's taxonomy places the organism in Eukaryota, Metazoa, Arthropoda, Insecta, Diptera, Chironomidae. The record is from the annotation of a GenBank genome assembly.
AUGGUUACACUAGCUGGAACAUACUCAGCACUAAGAAUUUUAUUUUCAUAUGGACCAGGAUUUUUAAUGCUGAUGUUGCUUGACUCAUCUAUUUGGAUGCAGCGUCCAGAUAUUGUAGAUUAUAAGAAUCGUGUACGUGACAUUCCAACGCAGCAUAUUUACAAUGUGUACGAUUUUAUAAUUAUUGGUGGGGGAUCAGCUGGUGCUGUGCUAGCAAAUAGAUUGUCAGAAAUAUCAGAAUGGAAUAUUUUACUCUUAGAAGCUGGACCAGACGAGACUUAUCUAUCGGAAGUUCCAUUAGUUUUUCCAACUUUACAACAAUCUGAUCUAGAUUGGAAGUUUAGAACUGAGCCAUCGGAAAAUUAUUGUCUUGCGAUGAAUGGAGGACGAUGUAAUUGGCCAAGAGGAAAAGUUUUAGGAGGAAGUAGUGUUUUAAAUGCUAUGCUGUAUGUGAGAGGAAACAAAAAGGAUUACGAUGAAUGGGAAUCGCUUGGAAAUCCAGGUUGGGGAUUCAAAGACGUUCUGCACUACUUCAAAAAGCUUGAAAGUGUUAAAAUUCCUCACAUAAGAAAUAAUCCAAUUCGUGGUUCUAGAGGUCCAAUGCAUGUAGAAUAUUUCCGUUAUGUCUCACCACUUUCUGAAAUUUUCUUAGAAGCAGCAGCAGAAAUGAAAUUAUUAAACCCAAAUAAUGAUUUUAAUGGCGAAGUACAGACGGGUUUUGGACGUUCGCAAGGAUCAUUAAGAGAUGGCUUAAGAAUGUCAACAGCGAAAGCUUAUCUACGUCCAGCUAGACAUCGUGAUAAUCUUCACAUUUCACUCAAAUCUUAUGUUGAAAAAAUUUUGAUAAAUCCAGACACAAAGGAAGCUUAUGGAGUUCAAUUCUCGAAAGACGACCGUAAAUAUGUAGUAUUUGCGAAUAAGGAAGUGAUUUUAUCAGCUGGUGCUAUUCAAUCGCCACAAAUUUUAAUGAUUAGCGGUGUUGGACCAAAAAAACAUCUUGAAGAUAAAAACAUUAAAGUAAUCCAUCACUUGCCAGGCGUUGGAGAGAACCUACAAGAUCACAUUGCAUCUGGUGGUUUAAGUUUCCUUAUCACAAAUCCAGUUAAUAAUGAAUCAUUAAGUAUUGUUGUGCCAAAGCUUUUACAAGUCGAAACAGUAAGGGAAUUUACACUUGAGCAUCGCGGUCCACUAUAUGCAAUGCCGGCAUGUGAAGUGAUGGGAUUUGUAAAUACAAAAUAUCAAGAUCCUAAAGAAGACCGACCGGAUAUUCAAUUUUUCUUGGCAUCAUUUGCUGAUUCGAGUGACGGUGGAAUGUUCGGAAAACGUGCAUCAGGGAUAUCCGAUGAUUAUUAUGCAGAAGUGUAUGAAAGUAUACUUUUUAGAGAUGCCACUAUGAUUGCACCACUUUUAAUGCGUCCAAAAAGUCGAGGAAAAAUUUUAUUGAAAGACAACAAUCCAUAUUCAUAUCCAUUGAUUUACCCAAACUACUUUUCGCAUCCACAAGAUAUAAAAGUCAUGGUUGAAGGCUCCAAAAUCGGAUAUCGAAUGAUGCAAACGAAAGUUUUACGAGCAUUAAACGCAACAUUGAAUCCGAAUACAGUUCCUGAAUGUGAAAAGUAUGAGCGGUUAUCAGACGAGUUCUGGGCAUGUUUGGCAAGACAUUAUACACAAACAAUUUAUCAUCCAAGCGGAACAGCAAAAAUGGGUCCAAGUGACGAUCCAAUGGCAGUUGUCGAUUCAAAAUUGCAAGUUUAUGGCAUCAAACAAUUGCGCGUGGUUGACUGUAGUAUUAUGCCGACAAUAACGACGGGUAAUACAAACGUGCCUACGAUAAUGAUUGCAGAAAAAGCAUCGGAUAUGAUAAAAUUAAAAUAUUUGGCAUCUCGAAAUAUGCAUAGGAAAGAUUUUGAUUAUGUGCCAGAACAUCGUCAAAUGGAUUAUUAUAAUCGACAUAUGGAUGAUUAUGACAGACCUGAAAACAACUAUAUUCGUCAUAGAAGUGAAUAUGACAGAUCUGCAGACAAUUAUAAUCCACAUAGGGACGAUUAUGAUCGAUUUAGAGAUUAUCAUAGAGAAUACGACUCGCAUUUAGAUAAUUAUAGACGUCCAAUUAAUACUUAUGAUAGGAACAUACAAGAAUAUAACUUAAUACGAAGUCACUAA